This is a messenger RNA of Laccaria bicolor S238N-H82, 2682 nucleotides long. RefSeq lists its product as uncharacterized. The transcript is spliced from 2 exons. Gene Ontology annotation, biological process: mRNA catabolic process. The record is from RefSeq and is a predicted model, not a curated record. Gene Ontology annotation, cellular component: exosome (RNase complex); P-body. NCBI's taxonomy places the organism in Eukaryota, Fungi, Basidiomycota, Agaricomycetes, Agaricales, Hydnangiaceae. Bases 1 to 2682 code for a protein of 893 amino acids. Gene Ontology annotation, molecular function: RNA binding; 3'-5'-RNA exonuclease activity.
AUGAACACUCUCACGCAAAAACUCAUUGAAAAGCAGUCAAAAGUCGGGGGCCGGGAGUACCUUUCUGCGAACCGCGCUGCGCAAAGUUUGCUCGACUCUGUCAAAUCGCGUGCACCUUCAAAUGAACAGCUGGAGUUCGCUGCUGGGGAGGCGGAGGGGCCCUUGAGUGAGGAGAGCGAUAUGUCAAUGACGGAGUGCUCUCCCGGAACUUUCGUCGAGUUGAGGAGAAACGAGGGCUUAGCUCAUGGCGUCGUCCUUGGGGAAACGUUCAUCGAAACCUCAAGGUAUACUAUGACCCUUGUGGCGAACGGGGAGCUUUGGAUUCAUAAUGAAGGUGAUAUCAUGUUCUCCAUACCCGCGUUCACUUCUGCGCAACAGGCGAUACGAUGUGGCUUCGAGAAAAUAGCAACCUCCCAGCACGAGAUCAACGCACGCGUAGAAGUUCUUAAACGCUUACGGGCGCUCGAGAACGCCGUUGAGGAGGAGCAAACUUUGCUCACUGGCAAGCGUAUGAACUUGUAUGCUGCUACUAGGCAUCAUGAUCCAAAGAAGUGGGGUCGAGCAACGUUAGGCGAGAUGACAAGGCUUCUUAAUAAGACGCCAUCCGUUGCGACCGUAUUUGCCGCCCACAAAUACAUUAUGGACCAACCGAAAUACUUCGUAGCUCGUGAACCUUAUACGUCAACGCAAACCUUCAAUGUCCGUCCACAAGAAGACGUGGCUUGCAUUGAAGCUAUCAAUAACUGGAAAAGGAUACCCAAUGGGCCUUUACAUCAAUUUGCCGAAAAGGCGAGGGCUGUAAUAAAACAGAGCAAGCAGGAUUAUUCUGAAUCUUUCAGUGAACCUCCGAGCCAGCAACCAGCCGAGCAAAUAUGGAACAACUCCGACAAAGUCAUCUUGUCCUUCCUCCUUCGCUCGUUGCGUCCAUUCCGAUCAACGCAGUCGGAUCCAUACUCUCUGGGACAAAGUGCCAUCAUGAAGUUACUCGAUCCACAUGGCCCACCAAUAGCGGACUAUCUUGUCUACCGAAUGCUGGUCGACCUUAGGGUGAUUGCCCCCUGGCAGGACGUCGUUUCGUUAAAUCCCGCUCUUGAUUUAGACCAGGAACCAGAAGUGACAUCAUCUCGUGUCAAGGAGAAAGAUGCUAUUGUCAAACGAUCAUUUGCAUCAAAACCUCUCCCAAAUAGCCCUUUAGGUCCAGAAGAUUUUUAUCCCGCAGAUCCUCUACAUUCUGUACGGCACGACUUUGGGAAUUUGCCCGUAUAUGUCAUUGAUGACCUACAUGCCGAAGAACUUGACGAUGGCAUUUCUGUUGAAGCUUGUCCUGGAGAGGAUGCUACAUGGGUGCAUACACACGUCGCGGAUCCAGCUUCUAUCAUCCCACCGUCUCACAUACUCGCGAAAGAGGCUAUGGCUCGAGGGUCAACAACCUACCAGUGUCACCGCUCGUGGCCUCUCUUUCCACGCACGUUGACGCAACGUGGCAUGUCUUUGGGCUCAGGCUUGGGCUCGGGGUCGCCAGAUCGCACGCUUACGUUCAGUGCAAAAGUGGAUUCAGGAGGUAACAUUUUGGACUAUAGAGUGCGCGCUGGCCUCGUUCGUAACGUUCACGUUUUGAACUAUAAUGCUGUGGAUGAAGUUAUGGGGUUCGACCCCGCUGUUAAAUGGUAUCCAUAUGGAGGAGUGCCGAAGCCAGCGAAGACCAAGAUUGAGCUGACGCCAGAUCAGAAGAAUGACCUCCGUCUCCUGUAUCGCGUUGCUAACUCCUCCGUGGAUAAGCGGCAGCGAGACGGGGUGGUCAUGUAUAUCCUUCCAAACGCCCAGAUUGAGCAUUUCAAGCUUCCACCUGGGCUCAAUAGUCCGACAUUGGAGAACUCUCGCUUCAGAGGCUUCCCCUCGUUUAACGUUGCAGUAUCAAGUAUAGACGAGAUUGACAGGGGCUCACGCAGUCUCGUGGCGGAGAUGAUGAAGUUUGCCUGCCGUGUCGCAUCUCGGUUCUGCACAGACAAAGGUCUGCCUGCUUUACGACGGACGGGCGAGCCAAUGAAGAUGAACUCCGAGGCCGCCUUGGAGAGGAUCUUGAGUCUGCGAACACCUAGAAACUACGUCCCGCUAGAAUCCGUCCUACCUGACUUGCUGUUGGUACCCAAGGCUGGGUACUCUUUGAGUCCAAAGCGCCAUUACAGUCUUGGACUUCCGGAGGGCGAGGGAUAUGUUCGCGUGACGUCCCCACUGCGACGGUUCUCGGAUUUGAUGUUCCACUGGCAGAUUCACCAUGCAUUAAUAGGAUCAAAGACGAAGCCUCUGUUUGACGAAGCUGCCUUGGUUAACUAUCUUGCUGCCAACGCAUCGCAGGAGAAGAUACAGUCACACGCGGACCGUGUUCACGUUACGUUUUGGCAGCUGAUGAAACUGAAGCGGUGGAUGGAAGAAAGAGAGCGAUCAGGCCCUGUGGAGAAUGACCCGCUGGAAAAUCUGCAAGGGUUCGCGACAAAUGUACCUUUUCAAAAUAAGUCGGAGCAUAUACUCCAGGGCGAUGUUAUCAUACCGAGUCUAGGGCUAAAAGGCACUGUACGGAAUGCGGAGAUGUGGCCUCUUUCAACUCGGCUUUCAUUGAAAAUCAAAGAUAUCCAGCUUGGAGUUAAUCUAAAGGUUAUUGUGGAGGCGAAGGAGGUAGUGUAG